AUGAGCUCUCCGUCUGCGGUAGUCUGCCGUGAGAUUUUCGAUGAAAACAGCCAGCCUUCCGCUGAAGAAAUCUCAGAAUAUGCACACCAGCUCGGUAUUGAUCCUGAAAGCGAGAGUCACCUCCUGCCCUUGGCCAAGGAAGGGCUCAUGCAAGCUCUACCUGCACCAUGGAAAGCUUAUUUCGAUGAAAAACUCCAAACCCAUUACUACUAUAAUGAGGAAACAAAGAAAACACAGUGGGAACACCCUCUAGACAACAUAUAUAGAGAGAUAGUGAAACACGCGCGCGAUGCUUCUAUUCAGGAUGAUACUUGUGCUUCUGUACAGGAACUCCUAACAUCUGAAGAAAAUACGAAAAUCCUCGAACGUGUCGAAACAAAAGUAGAAAGCGACGAUGAUGAUCUUUCAACUGACAGUGAAAACCAUCCAUCUAACAUCAAAGAAUCUACCCUUAUGCCUAAAAGACUUGCCCCUCUAGGUAGACCACCAUUAGCUCCUUUAUCAAGAUUGGAUAAAAAACUCGGAGAUUUGAAGAUAUCUCCUCUAAGACGCAGUGUUGACAAUACUAAGCCAUUGUUAAGGAAUAUUUCGGAUAGAGAUUUGCUAAGCAGACCAUUAGAAAGACCAAAAAUGUUAUUCAAGCAGCAAUCAGAAAUUAUUGAUUUGAAAAUGCAUGUUCUAUCAAGAGAAGAAGAGGAAAAUUUCAGUUCUUUAUUAAGUGGUGCCAAAGUUGAUAGGGGGUUGCCAUUGACAGGGAAAGGCAACAUGUUCCUCCGCAUGUCAAAGUCAGAUCUUCCAAGUCCAGACACAGAUAAGUCUCUACCACUGGACUCGAUAACCAAGAGUGAUCCUCCUAAAGGGAUACUUCGGGAAAAACUAACUGAUGUAUUCAACAGAAAAGCUGAUAGUGUUGUGAUUGGUCGAUCGAGACACAGUUCAAGUUUGGAUGAAGAUAAAAAGAGUGUUAGAUUCAAACUAGAAAACUUACCUGAUCCAACGAUAAGUCCAGGUUCAAACAGUUCUUCUGAACAAAAUGAGCAGAGUUCCAUAGUCGCUUCCAUCCCCGCACCAGCUCUCCCUUCGCCUCUAAUCCCCUUCUCGCCAAUUUCAUCACCACCUAUACCCUCUGUGCCUUUAAACCCGCCUAUUAUAUUAUCGCCUCUGGCCGCCCGCCCGCCGCUGCCUCCACGCCCAGGAGACUGUCCACGGGAGGUUAAGAGCGUCGCUGGAUCGGACAGGGAAUCUGGUGAAAGCGACAAAUCACCGCGACGCCGCGUGGUCAGACCACCAGCGGCAGAUUACAUCAAGCCGGAUUUAUUUCAAAAGAACUUCCAGAAGAUCUCUGACCUCGUUCGACCGGGUGAAAUAGAACCUACAUCAUUGCAUUUAGAAGAACCCAGUGCUGAUAAGGAAGUUAGGCCUAGAUCACCAAUGAUACCACAACAAAAAAACAAGAUAUCAAUAAACCUUAUGGAAAGUAUAGAAUCGGAAACUUCAAUCGAUUCACCUGACAAAGAGUUUGCCAAUUUAGACUUAAACGAAUUAGAUAUUUCAAAUGAUAAACUUGAGCAAAAAAUCUCCGAAAAAAACCAAGAAAAGGACAGUUCUAGAAUGGAAGAAACUUCAGAGAAAACUACUUCAAAAACAUCGAAUUCAACACAAAACAAAUCGUCGUACUUUGUAGAAUCUAUUUCAAUUCCUCAAAUAAGAAUUCCUGUACUAGAUUUGACAAAAACCAAACUUCAGUCGGAUUCUGAUGACUCCAAAAAAAUAGAAGACAGCAAGAACUCAAGAACGGAUAGCAUAGAAAUCAAACCUCAUCAGGUGAAAGUAUCUCCUACACCUAGCAUUGGUUCAGAUUUAAAAUCUCCUAGAUACGACUUCAAUAAACCAUGGUCCAGCCCUUUUUCGUCUUUUAAACCGCCGAACAAAGCUAUUAUAGCACCCUUAAAAACCUCGGAUUCUGCAACAAGUCUUGGUAAAACACUGACAAGUCCAAGACUGGAUGGUGUCAUUUUGUCGCAAGGUAAAUCCAGUGAUAAUGUAGUUGUAGUCUAUCAGUUUGAAUCUCAAGAGAAUUUUCCGAAGCCGAUAAAAUCUCCUUUGAUACCAGAUGUGGCAGCUAGAGACGUGAUGGAGAGGACUAAAGGCGACGAGAGAAGAAGACUGGAGUUGUCGUUGCAGAAGGAGUUAGAGACUAUAAGAUCAGAAUUUGCCGCUAAAGAAAGGAAAAUGAGAGUGGAGUUGCAGGAAGAGUUGAGGGAAGCUGAAGAGAAGUUUGUAGCGGAGAAAAGAAUGAGAUUAGACGAACAAUCUGAGCGGCAUAAGAAUGAGAUGGAAGAGGCAUUAGCAGCAUCGGAAAUGAUCUAUCAAGAAUCUCUUAAAGCCUUGACAGCUGAAAUGGAAGAGCGUCGUCGACGCGACUUAGAAACCGCGGAACGACAGCACAAUGAAGAAAUUGCCCAGUUGAAAGAGUUUUAUCAAGGGAAACUCGCUGAGAAGCGUGAUCAACUUGAAAUAGAAAACGACCGAGCUCUCGCCGAACUUCGCGAACAACUACAAGCAAACCUGCAUAGAGAACGAGUUCGACUAGCGGAGCAGAACCGCGCCACUAUCGACGCUUUACGGGACGAGCACAAUACCAGAAUCACUGAGCUCAGACAUGAUUACAGGGCUGAGGUGGAACGUCUGCGUACCCAACACGCCUGUCACCUAGAAGAGCUUCGAGCGCGUCUGGCGAGCGAACGUCUAGCGCCGACGAGGCACGACGACCGCGCCUUGCAGGACAAGUACCGCUGCCUGAAGGAGAAGUAUGCGCGCUUGAAACAUGACGUUAAGAUGUCAAUAGAACGUCGCAACAAAAGACGUGAGAUGAGUAUGACCACGGGAUCAGAAACGGAAAAGUCCAACUCGCACAAACAAACACAGUCUCUGGAAAGAUGUAAAGAAGCAAACGAAACAUCUAUAAGCGCCGUGAUAGAGCCCGAACCACGCGUUCGCACGAACAACAACACAGCCAAAUACAACGACAAUGAAACAUCACACUCGGAAUCCAAUGCGUUGAAAUCUUCUGACAAUAACAAUGAUGAAUGGAAACUGAAAAGGGAAAAUACGGUACCACCCACAAACAUAACUCACCCUCCAGUGACGAAGAAGGUGCACCGCCGCGCAGCCGUGGCGUUCCGCGAGCCGCUCGGUGCUCGCAGCAGGGACAGGGUUCGGGAUCGAGACGGAGCUGUGACGACAGACUGUCAGGACUCAUCGGACGCUACCACCGCUGACGAGAAACCAAAAGAACCUAUUAACGGACACGGCCGUAGAAGGUGUUUUACGAGAUUAAAAUCUGCGUCUACAUCACGUCUCAAUUAUUCACCGAAACGCGGCGAAGGCUGGUCGAGCCCUUUAGAAUCCCUAAGGCAGCAGUUGAGAAAGCUAGACGACCUGGAAGAUCAGUUUCCAGACUUGGCGUGCCAGCCGUCUUAUAGCUUGAGAUAUCCUUUUGCUGAAUUAGGCGGCGCCGGCGUGUCCCGCGCGGACCUGCCCGAGCUGGAGUUCGUGCGGCACCGCGCGCUUGUCGAGCGCGAGGGCAUGCGGCGUGCCCGGGCCGUGUUGCGGCGCAGGCGCAAGGCGCUGCGCGAGACCAGGGCCGAGCUGUCGCCACACAGGGCGCCGUCCGAGGAACGCGAAGCCACUGAACUGGAAGUGGCCCUCCACCGCGCCCGCGCGCUGUUGGGCGAGAAGGAAAUCCGUCUGCAGCACAUCGAACGGGCCCUUAGGAAGUUGACGGAAUCGCAUCCGCCGCCUCUCAUACAGGAAGCAACAACUAGCGAAGCCUCAUCCGGCAGCGAAGCAGGAGCAGAAGAAAGGGAAGCAACAGGGGCGGUGCUACGGUCUCUACGGGCCUUGCAUGCUGAUGUUAGAGACAUCUGGCGGGCUUUGGAUGCUAGGCCAAGAACUGCGUCUCCUGAAACAAGCUCCUGGAACGCACCCACUACUUCGCAAACCAGGUUGACAUUAUCUGCACCAGACCCGAUCGUACAGGCUGAUUCUGAUAGCGGUGUACAAGAAAGAGCUAGAGGACUCCGUGCGUGGCUUCAGACGCAAUAAUUUUGUUUACAAUGCUUCGGGAACGGUCGUUGAAUCUGAUAAAGAACUUAGAAGAAUUUGAAAUAUUAAGAAAUACGCACAAUCGAGUUACGUAAAUGGCGGGUAAGGAACGAUUAAGGCGAUCUGUGAUUCUUAGGAACACACUUCUCUAUUGCUGAAACCAUACCGUAAACAGACC
Molecule: messenger RNA, 4285 nt
Organism: Hyposmocoma kahamanoa
Lineage: Eukaryota; Metazoa; Arthropoda; Insecta; Lepidoptera; Cosmopterigidae
Gene: Cep164
Product: centrosomal protein of 164 kDa
Exons: 22
Coding region: 1-4107 (1368 amino acids)
Molecular function (GO): protein binding
Source: RefSeq, a predicted model, not a curated record